AUGUCUUCUCUUCCCCAAGGCGGCCGAGGUGGCGGCGACCCCGUUCUCAACGAAGUUAGCAACAUCCAGGGAGAAAUCAAUAGACUCAACGCUCAAAUCGAUGAGCUGAAAAGUAGUGGUGCUCAAAGCCUGGCUAGGGGUGAAUCAGCAGACCUCCAAAGGAAGUCAGCCGAGGUCAUGACCAUGUACAGAACCCUAGUCCAGCGCUUUGGCAAGCUCAAAUCCCAGACCUCUGCGACGAACAGGAACGUUGUGCAAGUGAACAGGGUUGAAAAGGAGCUCAAGGCUGCCUUGGCGAGAUACAACACGUUUAAAAGCGACUACAGUAAGGCUGUAGGAGCCGAGGCAAGGCGGCAGUUUGAAGUCGUUCGCCCUGACGCUUCGGAGCGCGAAAUCGCCCAGGUUGUUGAGGAAGCUCAGUCGGGCCAGCAGAUGCAAAUUUUCCAGCAAGCAUUGCAGCAGAGCGGCAGACAACGGGCUGCUCAGGAUGUUUUGCGCAACGUCCAAGCCCGACACGAUGACCUUCUGAAGCUAGAGAGAGACCUCCAGGAAGUUAUGGAACUUAUGGAGACCAUGGCCGACAUGGUUUACAAGCAAGACGAAGUCGUCAUGAAGAUUGAAGAACAAACUGAAGCCGUCAAUGACAACCUGGACAAGGGCGUGGAGGAAAUCGGUGUUGCUGUCAACACCGCUCGAAAGACGAGAAAGAAGAAGUGGAUCUGCUUGGGUAUCUGUGGUAAGCAACAAUUCAUCUCGGACCCAUAUCUCUCACAAAGUAUGCGUAUUGACGAUUUCACAGUGGCAAUCAUCAUUGUCGUCAUCAUCAUUGUUUUGAUCUACAUUUUCGUCAUUCGAGGUACUUCAGGCGGCGGCAACAAGAACAACAGCAAGCGUGCCAUUGAGGAUCUUACCGGCGCCGUUGCAUCCCGCUUCAUGUCUGUUGCGGCACCACACGCAAAGCGGUUGGAACCUCGCGCUGCCAUCGACGAGGAGCUCGCUCAGCAAAUGCUCCGUAUUAGCCGCGAAAGAAUUCAUUUCCCCCAGCUCCCCAACAACUAA
This is a messenger RNA of Pochonia chlamydosporia 170, 1059 nucleotides long. RefSeq names its product t-SNARE protein. Gene Ontology annotation, cellular component: endomembrane system; SNARE complex; plasma membrane. Lineage: Eukaryota; Fungi; Ascomycota; Sordariomycetes; Hypocreales; Clavicipitaceae. Gene Ontology annotation, biological process: exocytosis; intracellular protein transport; vesicle fusion. The transcript has a single exon. The record is from RefSeq and is a predicted model, not a curated record. Bases 1 to 1059 code for a protein of 352 amino acids. Gene Ontology annotation, molecular function: SNARE binding; SNAP receptor activity.